AUGACUUCCUCGCAAACAGCAACUUCACGCACUCCCAUGUCUGGUGGCGGUAGCAGGACCAUCGAGGUCCGGCCACAGCCUGUGCUGCGCCUGUCUGCCCCUUCUGGCGUCCUGCGCCUGCGUGCAGAGCCAGCAGAACAGCGGCGCAUUCAAUGGGCCGAGGAUGUAGUCGACAAUGAAGGAAUGGGCAAGAAAUCGUCAAAAGUUUGCUGCAUCUACCACAAGCCUCGCGCUGCUGACGAAUCGUCCGACGAUGACUCCUCGGACAAUUCCUCGUCAGAUUCAGAUGCCGACUCCGAGCCAGACAACAGCACAGCCAGACCGGCUGGCAGGAGUGGUAAUCAUCGGGGCCGAAAGCCUCAUUCGCACGACCACGGCGACUGUGGAGAUGGACAUGACCAUGGUGAAGAUUCGGGAAAACAACAAAAGCGCACUCGCCAGCGACGCAAGCCCAGCCCGAAUGCUUAUGAGAAAAUGCCAAAGACCAAGAAAUAG
Messenger RNA from Plenodomus lingam JN3, 495 nucleotides. RefSeq lists its product as uncharacterized. The record is from RefSeq and is a predicted model, not a curated record. Gene Ontology annotation, cellular component: nucleus. Lineage: Eukaryota; Fungi; Ascomycota; Dothideomycetes; Pleosporales; Leptosphaeriaceae. Gene Ontology annotation, molecular function: protein serine/threonine phosphatase inhibitor activity; protein phosphatase 1 binding.